Molecule: messenger RNA, 2393 nt
Organism: Camelina sativa (false flax)
Lineage: Eukaryota; Viridiplantae; Streptophyta; Magnoliopsida; Brassicales; Brassicaceae
Source: RefSeq, a predicted model, not a curated record
AAGUAUUAAUAACAAAACAAAGCAAAACAAAAAAAAAAGUUAAAGUGCUGCACUUGGCUCUGUUGUUCUCUUGUUCAUCAGUUUUACUUUUAUGGACGAGGUCUCCUCAUGUAGAUUGACUUUGUUUCUUAGCGGAAGAAGACAACACUAAAUGUUGCACAGAUCAGAACCCUAGAACUUCUUUGCUCUUUCGCUUUCUUUUGGCUCUAGGUAUGUGUUAAGAAUGUUCAAUGAUGGCUUUUUGGCUGCUCUUAGGAUUUUGAUUUUGCAAAUGUCUUGGUAGGUAAAAAGGCUUCUCUUCUGGGUUGUUUUUGCAAGAUUUUGAACGAACCCAGUUGGUUUUGAUAUCGAUUAGUUGAAAGGAAAUAUAUAUAUAUAUAGAAAAUUCUUGAAUUUUGUCUGAGUUCCAGAGUAGUGUUAGAGAAACAAAUUUGUGUGUUUUUGGGGGCUUUGAAUCUGUGAAACUCAAACAAGUUCUGUUUUUUAUUGCGUGUUAACUCUUGGGUUUCAUCUAGAAAAGGAAAAAAAGUGGGAUCCUUUUUCAUUUAGCAUGGAUCUCGAUCUAGUUUACAGAGAUGAUGAUCAAAAGGAAAGAAAGAUUGAAUUUUUAUAUGCUCAUUCCCACUUUUGGAAGUAGCAAACAUUUCAUUUAUGAGAAGCUUGUGUUAUUGAGUUAAUUCAGUUAUGAUUGUGAGUUUAGUAUGUGUGAUGUUUUAAAAAGUUCUUGUUGCUUGUUCUCGUCUGUUGUAUUAGCUUCAGUUAGCGUUUAUCUAUUUGGCUAUGUUUGUAACUUUGGUCAGCUAGUUUAGAGUUUAUAUACAAUGUCUACAUGAUGAUCAUCUUGAAUGAGUUUUAAUUAUAUGUCUAGUAACAAUGUGUAUACUGCUUCAUGAUGCAAAACCUUAACUGUAAAAAUUUUGCAGGAAAGUUUUGUCAGAAACAAAAGAUAACAUCUUUGAAUUCAAUUCCCUUAUGGUUUGUAAAAUGAUAUCAAAAUGGUGAAUAGAAGUGAUUUAGUAGUGAUUGGCAUUUCGGUUGGGCUUGCACUUGGUCUCUUGCUCGCUCUGAUCUUGUUCUUUGCCAUAAAAUGGUAUAAGCACCACUCUCACCUUAGGCGAUGCGCUAAUGAACAGAAUACCCCGACUCUACCUGUUCACACUGCUAAAAGAGGCGUAGUAAUCUCUGAUGAUAGCUCAAAUACAGCAUCGGUACAGCAACCUGCGAACGCAGCACCCACUCAACAUCAGCCAUGGUGGAACAACCAUAACAAAGAUCUCACUGUGUCUGCAUCCGGCAUACCUAGAUAUCACUACAAGGAUAUUCAGAAAGCAACACAAAAUUUCACAACCGUUCUUGGACAAGGAUCUUUUGGUCCUGUGUACAAAGCGGUUAUGCCCAAUGGAGGAUUAGCUGCAGCGAAAGUUCAUGCCUCUAACUCAAGUCAAGGAGAUAAAGAGUUUCAAACUGAGGUAUCUUUACUUGGGAGACUGCAUCACCGGAACCUUGUGAACUUGAUAGGAUACUGUGUUGAUAAAAAUCACCGGAUGUUGAUCUAUGAUUUCAUGAGUAAUGGAAGUUUGGAGAAUCUUUUGUAUGGUGGUGAAGAGAUGCAAGUCUUGAAUUGGGAAGAGCGGCUUCAAAUCGCUCUUGACAUCUCCCACGGAAUUGAAUACCUUCACGAAGGGGCAGUGCCGCCAGUUAUUCACCGUGAUCUUAAGUCAGCAAACAUAUUGUUAGAUCACUCCAUGAGAGCUAAGGUGGCGGAUUUCGGAUUGUCGAAAGAGAUGGUUUUGGAUAGAAUGACUUCCGGAUUGAAGGGUACUCACGGAUACAUGGAUCCAACGUACAUUUCAACUAAUAAGUACACGAUGAAGAGUGACAUAUACAGUUUUGGUGUCAUCAUUCUUGAGCUCAUUACUGCAAUCCAUCCCCAACAGAAUCUGAUGGAAUACAUCAACCUCGCUUCGAUGAGUCCAAAUGGUAUCGACGAAAUACUGGAUCAGAAACUAGCGGGGAAUGCAAGCAUUGAAGAAGUGAGGUUACUGGCGAAGAUUGCAAACAGGUGUGUGCACAAGACACCAAGAAAAAGACCAUCCAUUGGAGAAGUGACACAGUUCAUACUAAAGAUCAAACAAAGUCGGUCUAGAGGAAGAAGACAGGACACGAUGUCUUCAUCGUUUGGUGUUGGUUAUGAGGAAGAUCUGUCAAGAGUGAUGAGCAGGAUUAAGGAUCAGCAUGUUGAGUUAGGGUUAUUGGCUGGUGUUAAAGAAGAGGAUCAUCAAGAUAGGAACCAUACAAUAACAAUUUAACUCUUUAGUGAGGAAUUUUUUUUGUACAUAUUACCACCACAUGAGUCUCAAAAAUAGAGAUUUCCUCUUCUGCAAAAAAAAAAA